GAAAGCAGUGAUUCAUCAGGUUAUAAUGCUGAUCCAACUGAUUGUCGACGAUAUUAUCAAUGCGCACAGGGACGAUGGAUUAGAAUGCAAUGUCCCAGCAAUUUGGUAUGGAAUCCGGCAGCAACAGUUUGUGAUUGGCCCCAAAAUACAUUACUUUCCUGCCAUUGA
Molecule: messenger RNA, 168 nt
Organism: Acanthocheilonema viteae
Lineage: Eukaryota; Metazoa; Nematoda; Chromadorea; Rhabditida; Onchocercidae
Source: the annotation of a GenBank genome assembly